AUGGAGGGGACGGCAGGGACAGCAGGGACAGCAGGGACAGCAGGGACAGCAGGGACAGCAGGGACAGCCGCGGGCGGUGGCUGUGGCUCCGGGAACGGCACCGCCGGGGGUGACAGAGGGGACACCGCGGGUGACAGCGCGGGUGACACCGGGGAGCUCUCGGCCGCCUUCGUCACCUGCCCCAACCUCAGCGUGGCCACCGAGCUGGCCAGGUCCCUGGUGCAGCGCCGUUUGGCCGCCUGCGUGAACGUCAUCCCUGGAGUGACCUCGGUGUACACGUGGCAGGGCAAGCUGGAGGAGGACAGCGAGGUCCUGCUGAUGAUCAAGACCCGCAGCUCCCGGGUGCCGGCGCUGAGCGACUUCGUGCGGAGCCACCACCCGUACGAGGUGCCCGAGGUGGUGGCGCUGCCGGUGGCGCAGGGGAACCCCCCGUACCUGCGCUGGGUGCGCGACAGCGUGCCCCCCUGAACGGCCCAGAAACGGCCCGAAAACAGCCCAAAACACCCCAAAACCAGCCCCUGAGACACCCCAAAAACAGCCC
Melospiza georgiana is the source of this 541-nucleotide messenger RNA. RefSeq names its product protein CutA homolog. Gene Ontology annotation, molecular function: copper ion binding. The record is from RefSeq and is a predicted model, not a curated record. The transcript has 5 exons. Gene Ontology annotation, biological process: response to metal ion. The coding region runs from base 1 to 468 and encodes 155 amino acids. Lineage: Eukaryota; Metazoa; Chordata; Aves; Passeriformes; Passerellidae.